AUGGCAUUCAAGUUCGUCGUCUUCCUGGCCUCGUUGGCCGUCGCUAGCGCUGGAUACCUGGAGGCUGGCCAUGCCGUCCAGUACGCCGCCCCGGUGGCUCACUACUCGCCGGCUUCGGCGGUGAGCUACAGCACCAUCUCGCAGGCUGCCCCGGCCAAGCUGGCCUACGCCGCCCCGGUCGCUAAGACCGUCUCGUACGCCGCCCCGCAGGUGUACGCCGCCCCGCAGGUGUACGCUGCCCCGCAGGUCUAUGCUGCUCCGGUUGCCAAGACUGUCUACUCCAGCCCGGCCGUCGGUGCCACGCACGAGAGCACGAUCCGUUCCCAUGAUGGAACCGUUUCGCACUACUCCAAGGCCGUCGACACUGCUUUCUCGAGCGUCCGCAAGUCGGACACCCGCAUCACCAACGAGCUGCCCAAGUACACCUAUGCCCAGCCCGUCCUAGCUAAGCAGGUCGCCUAUGCUGCCCCGGCUGUCCACGCCACCUAUGCCGCUCCGGCCGUCCACACCAGCUAUGCUGCCCCGGCUGUGGCCACCUAUGCCCAUGCUGCCCCUGCUGUCCACACCACCUAUGCCGCUCCGGCUGUCCAGCAUAGCUAUGCUGCCCCGGCCGUUGCCACCUACGCCCAUGCUGCCCCGGCUGUGGCCACCUACGCCCAUGCUGCCCCGGCUGUGCACACCUCCACCAAGACGCUGACCUACUCCCCGGCCGUCCAGGUUGCGCACACCACCUACGAGGACGCUCAUGCCCAUUAUGCCUGUAACACCUUCUUCAAUCAUCCAUUCCAAAACCGAAACCCAAACCCCGGCAUAAUGGCAUUCAAGUUCGUCGUCUUCCUGGCUUCUUUGGCCGUCGCUAGCGCUGGAUACCUGGAGGCUGGCCAUGCCGUCCAGUACGCCGCCCCGGUGGCUCACUACUCGCCGGCUUCGUCAGUGAGCUACAGCACCAUCUCGCAGGCUGCCCCGGCCAAGCUGGCCUACGCCGCCCCGGUCGCCAAGACCAUCUCGUACGCCGCCCCGCAGGUGUACGCUGCCCCGCAGGUCUACGCCGCCCCGGUUGCCAAGACCGUCAUCUCCAGCCCGGCCGUCGGUGCCACGCACGAGAGCACGAUCCGUUCCCAUGAUGGAACCGUUUCGCACUACUCCAAGGCCGUCGACACUGCUUUCUCGAGCGUCCGCAAGUCGGACACCCGCAUCACCAACGAGCUGCCCAAGUAUACCUAUGCCCAGCCCGUCCUGGCUAAGCAGGUCGCCUAUGCUGCCCCGGCUGUCCACGCCACCUAUGCUGCCCCGGCCGUCCACACCAGCUAUGCUGCCCCGGCUGUCCACACCACCUAUGCUGCUCCGGCGGUUGCCACCUAUGCCCAUGCUGCCCCGGCUGUGGCCACCUACGCCCAUGCUGCCCCGGCUGUGCACACCUCCACCAAGACGCUGACCUACUCCCCGGCCGUCCAGGUUGCGCACACCACCUACGAAGACGCUCAUGCCCAUUAUGCCUGGUAA
This is a messenger RNA of Anopheles coustani, 1503 nucleotides long. Its product is annotated as paternally-expressed gene 3 protein-like. The coding region runs from base 1 to 1503 and encodes 500 amino acids. The transcript has 4 exons. Lineage: Eukaryota; Metazoa; Arthropoda; Insecta; Diptera; Culicidae. The record is from RefSeq and is a predicted model, not a curated record.